AUGCCAAGCCUCUCUGAAUAUAUAAAGGAAACCUUCACGAGCAGUUUCAGAGUUACCCAGAAGCAACAGAAGAUUUCCUGCAGCUCUGUUCAGACAGACACUGAACCAGCCAUGCUUCUUCCUGCCAUUCCCUUCUACGGCUUUCUCCUGGCUUGCAUCUUCACGAGAAGCUCUUUGGCUUUCAAGAACGAUGCUACAGAGAUACUUUAUUCACACGUUGUUAAACCUGCUGUGGCGAGCCCGAGCAGCAACAGCACGCUGAACCAAGCCAGGAACGGCGGCAGGCACUACCCCAGCGCAGGAUCCGACCGUAACAAUCGUGUUCAGGUUGGCUGUCGGGAACUGAGAUCCACCAAGUACAUUUCAGAUGGCCAGUGCACCAGCAUCAAUCCACUGAAGGAGCUAGUGUGUGCUGGUGAGUGCCUCCCUUUGCCACUGCUCCCCAACUGGAUUGGAGGAGGUUAUGGAACCAAGUACUGGAGCAGGCGGAGCUCACAGGAGUGGAGAUGUGUCAAUGACAAAACCCGCACCCAGAGGAUCCAGCUUCAGUGCCAGGAUGGAAGUAUAAGAACCUACAAAAUAACUGUGGUCACAGCCUGCAAGUGCAAGCGAUACACGAGGCAGCACAAUGAGUCCAGCCACAACUUCGAGGGAACUUCUCAAGCAAAACCUAUCCAGCAUCACAAAGAGAGGAAAAGAGGCAGUAAAUCCAGCAAACAUAGUACAAGUUAG
Messenger RNA from Indicator indicator, 732 nucleotides. It is a transcript of the gene SOSTDC1, whose product is annotated as sclerostin domain containing 1. Bases 1 to 732 code for a protein of 243 amino acids. Lineage: Eukaryota; Metazoa; Chordata; Aves; Piciformes; Indicatoridae. The record is from RefSeq and is a predicted model, not a curated record. Gene Ontology annotation, biological process: negative regulation of Wnt signaling pathway; negative regulation of BMP signaling pathway. Gene Ontology annotation, molecular function: BMP binding. The transcript is spliced from 2 exons.